ACAUAUUGUUGUCAUCAAUGGUUACGUUGAUAAAUAUUUAAAUAAACUAUUAAAUAUUCUUUACAUUUGAUUGAAUGGACCUGAGAUGUCUUAUUUUUUAGGUAUCACUUUGAUGACAUAGCCAAGAGCUAAAAUGGCAAUACAAGGGCAACAGUUUCAUACGCUAGAACUGAUUUAUUCCUCAACUUCAAUGUACCCAUUCUAGCCAGAACAGCAGAGUCACUUGAACAUGGCGGAAGUUGGGAAGUUUGAACCAGAGCAGGACAUUAAGAAGAAGAUUGAGGAGACGAGACAGAAGUUCAACAAUGAGUAUGUCCAAGGACAAGAAUCUGACAAAUAUGACUCCAGAGAUGUGGACAGGCUACAAAAGGAUGAUGCUCUGGUGGAGGCAUACCUGACAUGGCGACUAUACUCUGUGGACGAUGCCCUGAAGAUGAUUGAUGACAGUUUCCUGUGGAGGAAAGAAUAUAGUUUGAAUGACCUCACUGAGAGCAGCAUUCCAAAGUGGAUGUUUGAGACGGGGGCUGUCUUCCUCCACGGCUACGACAAGGAAGGCAACAAGCUCUUCUGGUUCAAAGUCAAGCUCCAUACCAAGGAUGCAAAGACCAGCAUGGACAAGAAGAAGUAUGUUGCCUUCUGGCUGGAGCGCUAUGCUAAGAGAGAGCCAGGGAUGCCACUCACUGUUGUGUUUGACAUGGCCGAUUCAGGGAUCAGCAAUAUCGACAUGGAUUUUGUGAAGUAUGUAAUUAAUUGCUUCAAAGUGUAUUAUCCAAAGUUUCUAUCCAAAAUGAUCAUUGUCGACAUGCCAUGGAUCUUGAAUGCUGCAUGGAAGAUUGUGAGGACAUGGUUGGGUCCAGAAGCCAUCAGCAAGCUCAAGUUUGCAUCUAAAAAUGAGAUCCAAACAUUUAUUGGCCCUGAAUACCUGCCUCCUCACAUGGGUGGAACGGAUCCCUUCAGAUACAGCUAUCCUCCCCUUCCUGACGAUGACUUCCAAACGCCAGUAUGUGAGAACGGACCAAUCGUCAGUGAGGACGACAACGAGAGCAAGGACUUCGAAUCAGACAGCAAGGAGUUAGAGUCGAGCUUCAGCUCCGAGGUCGCCAUCGAGCCCAAAAAGGUGUAUUUCUCAGAGGAGAGCCUGAGCAGUCUGAAACUGGACGACAACGACAAAGGAGACAGCCGGCCGAAGGGAGCCAGGAAGCCACUGACCACAUUCAAGGCCUCUCUGCUACACGUCAGUCCAGCAGAGGAGCUGAGCUUUGGGUCCAAAGAGUCAGACAGGAAGUGUCUUAUCAUCCUCGAUAAUGUGUCCAAGAAUCAAGUGGCCUUCAAGGUACGAACCACAGCACCUGAGAAGUACAGAGUGAAGCCCAGCAACAGCUGCUGUGAUUCGGGCGCUUCUGUGGAUAUAGUGGUGUCCUUACAUGGAGGCCACCAGGCAUCUCUGCAGGACCGCUUCCUAGUUAUGGCUGCAGAGAUGGAGCAGAACGCUGGUGCUGGAUCACCAGAGCUCAUUCACUUCUGGAAGGACGUGCCCAAAACCAAGAUCAUGGAGCACAGAUUACGAUGUCACAUCCUGGAGAGCACUAAGCCCAUCCUGACCUGUGGAAGUGACAGCCCAAUUGAAGGAGGAGCCAAUGGCCACCCGGACCUGCACACGACGCUGAUGCGUGUGAUGGUGUGUAACGCCCGGCUGGAGCAGAAGCUGGACCAGUAUCUGUGGGUCCAGCAGGUUCUGAUUGGUCUGGUGCUUGUUGUCAUGAUGUUCACCUUCCUGUGUCUCUACAACCUUCCUGGGACUUCCUGACCUGACAACAUGGUCUACCUCCUCCUCCCAUCUAACAUAGAGACUACAGCAGCUGAAAGCUUAACCAACAGGAAGAGGGCUGGUGUUGGACUCAGUGAUAAUAAGAGAGUAGACUCUCUUCUCUACAAGAGCUGUCGUCAUGGAGAUGGAGGGCUGCUCUGUUCUGUAGCAGUGAGCUUGUGGAGUUGCCCAGAGAGAUUCCUCAUAGUUUUCUGGGUGUUGUGAGAGGUACCGUACCUAAAGAGUCUCGACACUGUGAAAUGAAAUCGAUAAUGUAUUUUUACUACUGAUCAUGGAAUUAUACAGUGCCUUCAGAAAGUAUUCAUACCCCUUGACUUAUUCCACAUUUUUUUGUGUUACAUCUUAAAUUCAAAAUGGAUUAAAACAUACAUCAUUCUCACCCAUCUACACACAAUAGCCCAUAAUGGCAAAGUGAAAACAUGUUUUUAGAAUUUUUUGCACAUUUAUUGUAAAUUAAAUACAGCAAUAUAUAAUUUACGUAAGUAUUCACACCCCUGAGUCAAUACUUUUAGAUGCACCUUUGGCAGCUAUUACAGCUGUGAGUCUUUCUGGGUAAGUCUCGAGCUUUCCAUACCUGGAUUUUGCAACAUUUGCUCAUUUAUUAUUUUAAAUAUCCUGAAAAUGAGGCAAUGUCAACUUGGUUGUUGAUCAUUGCUAGACAACCAUUUUCAGUUCUUGACAUACAUUUUGAAGUAGAUUUAAGUCAUUACUGGAACAACUCAGGAACCUUCGCUGUCUUCUUGGUAAGCAACUCCAGUGUAGAUAUGGCCUUGUGUUUUAGGUUAUUUUCCUGCUGAAAGGUGAAUUCAUAUCCCAGUGUCUGGUGGAAACCAGACUGAACCAAGAUUUCUUCUAGGAUAUUACCUGUGGUUAGCUCUAUUACGUUUAUUUUUUAUCCUGAAACUCCCCGGCCCUAACGAUUUACAAGCAUUCCCGUAACAUGAAGCAGUCACCACUAUGCUUGAAAAUAUAGAGAGUGGUACUCAGUAAUGUGUUGUAUUGGAUUUGCCCCAAACCAAACACUUUUGUAUUCAGGACAAAAA
Molecule: messenger RNA, 2871 nt
Organism: Oncorhynchus tshawytscha (Chinook salmon)
Lineage: Eukaryota; Metazoa; Chordata; Actinopteri; Salmoniformes; Salmonidae
Product: motile sperm domain-containing protein 2
Exons: 15
Coding region: 230-1807 (525 amino acids)
Source: RefSeq, a predicted model, not a curated record